Messenger RNA from Caenorhabditis angaria, 240 nucleotides. The record is from the annotation of a GenBank genome assembly. Lineage: Eukaryota; Metazoa; Nematoda; Chromadorea; Rhabditida; Rhabditidae.
CUGAAAGACUUGAAAAAUUGUCGACCAGUGAAUGGAGAUCCGGGAGAAGAUCGCUUAGAGAUGGAUUUGAUGUGGUCGGAUCCAAGCGAUGAUCAUGAAGGCUGUCGGCCGAGUGAGCGUGGUGGAAAUGCAUUCACUUUUGGUCCGGAUGUUGUGGAAGAAGUUUUGGACAAAUUGGACAUACGAGCUCAUCAAGUGGUUCGUAACGGCUAUGAAUUUCAUGCGGGUCGAAAUGUGUGA